CUCGACAAACUAUCUCUGCCUUCUUGGGCGUUAGAUCAGAUCCGUCGCGGGCUUGAGAGAGUCAUGCGUCAAUAUAUGAUCAGGCGUUUCCCCUUGGUCUUCGAUGCACAACUUCAAAAGCACGCCUCUGCCUUCCAGAUCCACCGCUCCAUCCCGGACUCAGUGGAGAGAUUCCUCAGAACGUCUCGCGCGCAUGAUGCCACGCUCUCCUCUGAUGGGCAGAAAAUGCUUAACAGGAUCCAGGAUAGUGGAAAUUCGUCCGCUCGGGCAACACUCGCAGCCAGGUUCAGCGUGUCGUCGAAGAAGAGGCCUGAAAUCGCAACGGGAGGUGAUGAAACGCUGAAGAAGAAACGUCAUAGAUUGGUCCAGGAGACGCAAGCGGUUCUGUUCGAGGAACGAGAGGACGAAGUAGAAGAGUAUUUCAAGCAGCUCCAAGGUGGACCCAACGAAGAGCAACGAUCUUCGCCCUUCAGGAGCAUGUCCCAACCUGCACAAAUUGAUCAGCUUAACGAGGUCUCGAGGCUGGAGGCUGGACUGGUACUAGCUCAAGCCUUUGCAAAGAUUGGUCGUGUAACAUGGGAGGAGGCUCGGAAAGGGAGGAAUCGAAUUGCGUUGAGUCGUCUCAAGUUUGCUGCUAGCAAGCUGACUGCCCCUGGGGAAGAACUCUCUCGCGACGCUGUCAGCAAAGACGAGAUCGCAAAGAUACCGAGUGUUGAAUCAGCAGAAUCGACACAUGGCAGUCUCCGCCGACAUCCUCAGAAUGCGUUCUCGGCGUCUGCCAUCUCAACUCGAGUCAACGACAACCGUAACCCUCCUGCAUCUUUCCCUUACACAAGAGAAGAAGGAGCAGCCGACUCAGAAGACGACAUUAUAGAGUUGGAUACGAUCUACACCUCUGAAGACGAUAUGAUCAUGUCAGAAUCCGGAGACGACGAGAUCAUUCUGUCCGAUACUGAUGACGGUGAAGAUGAGAUCUUCUUGUCUGAUGGCGAGUCGCCGAUCUAUGAAGAAGACCAGAAGAUAGAGGAAGAUCCUUUAGCAUGGGCUUUCAACGUACCUUCCCAGUCAUCCGAUUCCGGACCCUCAUCUGAGACAACUGCCAAUUCGAGUCAGUCGUUAACACGAAUCAAGGAUGCCGGGUUCUCCCGGUCCUCUUCCUGGCCUCGAGUAGCGAAUGCAAAUGUAGGAAUACUUUCACAAGUGGCGGAUGUCAGUCAUUCCGCCAUGCCAUUGGAUAUGGACGAAGAGGAUUAUGUGAUGGAUGACGAGAAUGAUGAAGACGAUGCCAUCCUCUUUAGCUCAAUGCCGAGUCCACACGCCAAGGCCGCCAGCGAUCCCUUGGUUGCGGGGCAAUGGGACUGGGCAGCGGGGACUUGCGGCACCGAUCCCAUUGUCAUGUAACAAAGUAUGAAUACAACAGCCCUAGUCAUUGCACCUCUCUACAUGGCUACAACACGCCAGUCGAGCUCAUCACUUUCUGACGGUUGGCAGCUAUACAGACGCGGAACGAGGCACCGCCACUUCAGCGUCGCAGGGCCGUUUUUGCCGGGUGAAUAUCCUGCACAGCGCUGAGCGAGCGGAGGGUAGAGUAAGACUAAUCAUGUCCUCGUGACCAUUCUCUACUGCUCUGAGACACUGUUGGAGGAGACG
Molecule: messenger RNA, 1650 nt
Organism: Kockovaella imperatae
Lineage: Eukaryota; Fungi; Basidiomycota; Tremellomycetes; Tremellales; Cuniculitremaceae
Exons: 4
Coding region: 64-1401 (445 amino acids)
Source: RefSeq, a predicted model, not a curated record